AUGUUAGAUUCGAUUUAUACCUUGCCGUCAAUACUACUCGUAUCGUUGAUCUACCUUGUAUACUGGCUAUCGAAAUAUCAACAAAAGAACCAUCAUCACAAUCCGACAACAUCGCAUAAACAUCAAUUGACAUCACCUCCAAAUGACAUCUCCGAAAUUGAUGAUUCACCAAUAUGGAUAUUCGAGAGAUCAGGAAUAACGAUUUCUUUAUGGACACAAUCAUUCAAUGCUCUACCUAAAGAUUUGUUGAACAAGCUGAACGUGAAACUAGUUUUAUUCAGACGAUUGAAGAUAAUAUACAAUGUAGGUAUUGGAUUAGGAUUAUUGGGGAUGAUGGUUGCUUUUAUUGGAAGUCUGUGGGCUGUCAUCUCAGUCUGGAAAGAAGUUUGGUUGGAAAUAAGUUUACACACCAUACAAGUCAUAUCGGAUCAAGUGGAACAAGCUACAACGCAGGAAAUCGUUAAAAGAGCUCUGGACAUAGCGGGUGAAAAGGAAAUUAUAUCGAUUCAGAAAAGUGGGAAAGGGAAAUGGGAUUUCGCAGGUGGAUUACAGCCUCUGAUACCUGGUCUGACGAUGCCAUGGACUCAUCUACCCACUUUGAUCUUAGCUUUAUUGAUCAAUCAGUUGAUACAUGAAUUCGGACAUGCAAUCAGUGCUGCAUUAGACGAUAUACAACCUUCUCGAUUCAGUUUGAGUUUACAUGCUGGAAUACCAAGUAUGAUGAUAUCGUUUCCUUCCACAGUCGAUAACUUGGAUCCAAAUGCAAAGAUGCGAUUGGCCACUUCAGGUCCAUUCCAUAAUCUCCUAACUUGGUUUUCCGUAUGGCUUCUCACUUUUUCAGGAAUAGGCAGUAUUCUUUGGUCUGAUAGGAAUAUGGAUGGGAUUAUAGUGCAGGAUGUUCAUUGGAACUCCCCAUUAUAUGAUCAUCUUCAAGCAGGGUCAUUGAUAACUCAUCUUGAUGAUAUCCCACUUUUCACGUCGUCUACUUCGAGUCCAGAUCAAUGGUCUGAAUAUUUACUUUCUGAUAGAAUUGGAGAUGUUGGUAGAGGUUGGUGCAUGGAUAAAACUUCAUUCCUAUCACAACCAUUACCGCCUUGUCAAACCAACUCUACUUCCUCAUCACAUAGUUCGAAGUAUUCCGAACGUAAUCAAGAUUCAAAGAUAAUGUUCAGAUCUACAUAUGGGCCAUCAAAAGGUGAAGAAAGAUGUUUAUCACCACAUCCUAUACUAGACAUCAAGUCGACUAAAUGUCCUUGUCCGGAUUCAAGGUGGGUUUGUAUCCGACCUUUUGUAGAGGUAAUCGGUGAGGGAGAUUCAUCAUCGAGAUCAGAUAUAAUCGGAGGUACUGAAAACAGUAAUGAACAUGGGAUACUAAGAAUCGGUGUGAAAGAAAAUGAUGAUCAGAAUAUAGAUGAAAAAGUAAUUCUUUGGAUAGGACCGAGGGCAGAAGUUUAUAAUAAUGUUGAAAUAUCAAAUAAAGGUGCUAGAGGAUGGAAAGCUGGUAUCAGAUGGGCGGAUCUAUUCUUCAAAUACAUAUCAACCAUAUCACUUUCAUUAUUCUUAUUCAACUUAUUACCAUUACCAUUGACUGAUGGCUCACAACUACUCGUUUCACUCUUGGAAUGGAGAUCAAUUGUGAGACCUUCAACUUCCAAUUCAAGUCAUUCACUUCAAGCUACUUUAACACAACCCUCUGAAUCUGAAAUAAGGGAGACGGAAGGAGCAAGAUCGGAUGUAGAGGUAUAUAGGCAAUAUGAGAUCGACUCGGAUGAUGAGAUUGAUGAAGAAGAAAUGAUAGGAAGAGAUAAUGAUUACUCGGAGGCAUCAACGAGAAAGGAUGUAGUAUGGAAAAGAUGGGUGAGGAGAGCUAUACAAUCUUUGUCUAUGGUCUUGGUUGGAAUUUGGGCAAUAGGUUGGUUCAUGUUGUUCUUGUUGAGAUCAAGUUAG
Molecule: messenger RNA, 1947 nt
Organism: Kwoniella shivajii
Lineage: Eukaryota; Fungi; Basidiomycota; Tremellomycetes; Tremellales; Cryptococcaceae
Exons: 6
Coding region: 1-1947 (648 amino acids)
Biological process (GO): regulation of response to endoplasmic reticulum stress; membrane protein intracellular domain proteolysis
Cellular component (GO): cytoplasm; membrane
Molecular function (GO): metalloendopeptidase activity
Source: RefSeq, a predicted model, not a curated record